Dicrocoelium dendriticum is the source of this 197-nucleotide messenger RNA. NCBI's taxonomy places the organism in Eukaryota, Metazoa, Platyhelminthes, Trematoda, Plagiorchiida, Dicrocoeliidae. The record is from the annotation of a GenBank genome assembly.
AUGCAGCGGCAUCCAGUAUUGGUCAAAACGGGGGGGGGGUUGCCGGGGGGUUGUGGGGGGGGUGUGGGGGGGGGGAGGGGGGGGUAUUUAGGGGGGGGGGGGGGGGAAGGUGGGGGGGGGGGGGGGGGGGGGGGGGGGGGGGGGGGGGGGGGGGGGGGGGGGGGGGGGGGGGAAGCUGUCUUGGCUAACAGCAGCAG